Molecule: messenger RNA, 4226 nt
Organism: Mycena citricolor
Lineage: Eukaryota; Fungi; Basidiomycota; Agaricomycetes; Agaricales; Mycenaceae
Source: the annotation of a GenBank genome assembly
UCGCUCUCGAGGUACAACCGUUCCAGAGCGUGUAGGGAUUGGAACGCAGUAUCCACGGGAAGGAAAAGUUAGGACACCGAGGAUUGUUCGGCAACGAGGUGUGCGAGGUCGGGUGGGGGCACGAGGACGUCGUUGAUGCCGAGAAGUAUCCCAUUCCCUGCGUCAAUCUUCCCCUUUACUAUCUCCACUCCACCCUUACCAAAAGCAUCUACUCCAACCCAGGCGCCUUGAUCCCGAACGGCCACUCGCAGUCGCUGAGGUUCUGAUCCCAAUGAUCCGCCUGGUACCGGCAUCCAUGGGGGAUUUGGCGAGGGGUCCUUUGAGGGUGGCUCUAGAGGAGAGUGCGGAUAGUGGAGGGUCUUUAAGACUUGAGGAGGGUUGGGGAGGUCCGGAACAGCAGGGACGGUAUAAUUUAUGAUAUGGUAGAAAAGCUGCUGUCUAAGCUUCUCCUGGAUAUUAUCGGUCAUGAUGAAGGCGUCAUCGUGAGCAGCUGCAUUCCAAAGAUCGUCCUUGUGGAUGGCGUCGUUCGUGGGUGCGAAAAACGUGCUCCCGUUGAGACGAUUCAGCGUCGGGAUCAAACGCGCGCGUUGGAGUAAGCGAAGUAAAGAAGUGUAGUCAGGAUCAGCAUUGAGGGCGUCAACUAGGGUAGGAGAGAAGAUAGAUAUUUGAGAGGGAACGACAGGCGUAGCCAGCAGUAGCAAGGGCCACAACAUGGUGGUUUGAGUUCGGUUGAGUAAAGCGCAGCGUGUGCAGAGAUGACGUCCACCUCCUAUCAUCAUCACAUCCCGUUUAGGUGAGCCUGUCAACGACGGACCUUGCCCUAUGCAGCCUUGAUGCUCUCGUUGGUCUCGCUCCUCCAGUCGCCGCAACACGCUUUUCAGACUUUCCAACUCCCGAACUCUACUCUUCUGCUACACGCGUCGGCUGAUGGCAUUGUUAUCCGCGAUGCACUGUCUCUCGCCGUCGUACGCGUGCUUGCGUUUUGGGAGGCGUUCCCUGGAUCAAGUGGCCAAGUGUCUUGCCUUUCCGUCGACUCCGGCAUGAAACUCAUUGCCGCCUCGAUGGGAUCCCGAAUAGCGGCGUGGUCCCUCUCGGGCGUCGAUCAGAAUGCAUGGCGGCUUCAUUCGACUUUGGUGUUUCCUGUGGGUCAUGAAGUCACAUCCAUGGACAGCAAAUCCGGUUUGCUUGCUGUGGGCAGCACAUACGGCUUGUCUGUAUACACAUUGAUACUUGAAAACGAUCUACCAACAUGGUCUCAAAAAUGGAUUAUUUCUACCGGAACCCCUACGAUGACACGCUUUGCCCCAUCGCUUAUGUAUAUUGCGGCAACCGCCGAGAACAUAGACCGGCGACCGCCAACGCUCUUAAAGCAACUGGUCGUCCAGCAAACUCCCCCGGGGACGUUUCCUUCUGCCCCGAAACACCUACAUCUGCUACCAGGGACAAAACCAGACUCGCUGACGCUUGUGACGUUAUCACCGUUGCGGACGUACCAAUUCUCACCAUCGUCCUUCUUCGAUGCUGAUCCAGAAGGCUUGCUCUCUCUCUCUGCGGCGCCAGAAUGGCGCAAUGCAGAGGAAUCGCGAAUUCUUCGGUUUGUGCGAACUCCGGAUGGAAGCGGUGUUGGCGUCAUCCGCGAGACUGGUGGCGAAGCUUGGAAUCUAGGGCAAAACCACGGACUGCAACGGGCGGUUCAGUGGGGAGCAGCUGAUCAGGUCGUGGUUCUGGACGGUGGUCGGAGCUAUGCGACAUACGACAGCGCGCGAGAAGAACUCCGACUGAGCACCCAUCCCCAGAGUGCCCUCUCGCUGCCCGAAAUCACCUCCCUGUUUUCUCUUCCGUCAGAUAGCGGUUCUGAGGCCAUAUUCGGGAUUACCCAGGACUUCUCCGUUAUCCAGGUCAACGUCGAGGCUGCUGGUCUCGUACUAGAGGCUCAUAGCACGCUGCCGAUGUCGACACCGAAGAUGAUCCUACCCGUCGAUCCAAUGGCUUGGAACAAACUAGGCAGCUGGGCCGCGCGUGACAUCUUUUUGAGUGUGUCUGAUUCGGGUGAGCUGGCCUUCUGGACCAGGACGAGAAAUGAGUGGCGAUGCACUGGGAGUGUCAAAACCAACAAGACAGGGAUCACAAAAGCAAGAUGCAGUUCAGUAAAGAAGACAGCGCUUGUUGUCUCGACACCAGGAGAUGAACUCACCAUCUGGGACUCCAAAGAGUCGGAGUUUGCAACUGGUCUGGAAUACCACUGUGUCUACAAAGAGUCCAUUAACGAUCUAGAUUGGAGCUCGACUCCCGAUGCGCAAUCCAUCUUGGCUGUGGGAUUUCUGCAUCGCGUGGAACUCCUCUGCCAGCAGCGGUCGACCUAUUUCGAUCAGGCGAUCGGCUGGCUGAAGUGUUGGACGAUCGACAUUGGCUCCUUUAUUCCGUAUCAGAUCAGCGAUUCGAUCUGGCUGGCCAACGGAUCGCUGCUGGUCGGUGCUGGGCAUCAAAUGUUCUUGUUUGGCCAACGCCAAAUUGGAGAGGAAGGCCUGUUCGAGUACGUUGCUCGUCGGAACGGGCCACUGGAAGACUACCAUCCUCAGAUGCUGCUUCAGUGUUUAAUUUGGGACAAGGUCGAACUGGUCAAAGACAUCAUUUUCAACCUUGCACAGGACCUCGAAGGGUCGACGGAUGAGAACACUCGACAGUCGGUGCCGAUCGAGCGCUUUCUUAGAAAAGAGGCUAAAAACGCUCCAAACGGUGCCCAUAAGAAACAGUACACAUUUCUUUUCAACGGCCCGGAACCGAAGGAUGAGGAAGAAGACGGUUUCAAUCGCACUCUUGUUGACCGUUUGAUGAAGGCUCUGGAGAAAAAACCUCUUCAACAUCUUACGCGGAAUGAAAAUGCGCAUCUGCUCGGACUUAUCCAAACUACGCUUGAAAUCGACGAGCAGCGGAGGGCACUGGACUCCAAUGGUCUGCGAUAUCUCAUCUCGAUGCGGUCAUUCUACAUCUUGAAUGAACGGACUGCCGACUCUCUCGGAUCGCUUGCGCCCCGAAAGCGAUUGCGAUACCGCGACAUGGUUUGGGCUUUCUUCAGCGAGAGCCAAGAUCUGCUGUUGUCAGCAUCGGCUGCCGCAUGCAACAACAACAAGAUGUGCUGGGCUGACGCCAGAGCCCUCGGAGUCGCUUUGUGGUUGAAUUCCGUCGAAAAUCUGAGAUCGCAGAUGGAGAUUGUCGCCAGGAAUGAGUUCAUGGCUGGGGACAACAGAGAUCCGGUCGCUUGUUCGCUGUUCUACUUUGCGCUUGGAAAAGUGAAGUUGGUGCACGGUCUCUGGAGACAAUCCGCCUGGCAUAAAGAACAAGGGGCUAUGCUCAAGUUUCUGUCAAACGACUUCACAGAGCCCCGGUGGCGCACUGCGGCUUUGAAGAAUGCUUUUGCUCUGCUCGGGAAACAGCGCUUCGAAUAUGCUGCCGCAUUCUUCCUUCUCGGUGGUGCACUUCAAGAUGCGAUCAAUGUCUGCCUAAAGCAUCUGCGUGACUUCCAGCUAGCGGUGGCGCUGGCCAGGAUUGUCGAGCAGAGCAACGAGGGUCCCGUGCUGCACAAGAUCCUCGAGGAGACCGUCAUUCCCACAGCGUUCCAGGAAGGGAAUCGAUGGCUGGCCUGCUGGGGCUUCUGGCUUCUCCACCGCCGGGACCUCGCUGUCCGCAUCCUUCUCACUCCCUUGCACGAUAUCGCCGAGUCUCUUGACAUUAAAGACAUCGGGCAGGCCAACUAUGACGAUCCGAGCCUGGCUUUGUUGUUUUCGCAGUUGCGCUCGAAGACGCUCCAAGCCGCAUCGGGAACGAGCCAGAUUUCCGGACGGGUCGAAUUCAACUUUGUUCUGCAGAUGGCCCGGGUGUUCUGCCGCAUGGGCUGUCCAGCACUCGCACUAGAUCUCGUCCGGUCGUGGCAAUUCGACCGUCCGUCCAUCGAGAAGAACCGACCGAUUGCGAGACGUCCUACAUUUGCACUUGGUCCCAGCCAACGCCGCCGAUCAUCGAUUGUGAUCGACAUGGAGAUCCCGUCUUUGCCAGGGACCCGGCCUGGCUCUCCCGUGAGACCAGCACUGAUGUCCUCAGUCAUCGUCGAGGAGCCGAGCAACGACAAGGAGGACCUCACUGCGAAAAAAGCGGGGCUGGGGAAGCUUAUGAAAUCCGCAAAACAGAACGUGACUGUGCCGGAGUUCAAUAUGGAUGCGUUUUUCUGA